AUGGGAGAAGAAGCUGUCACCAAACAACCUAUGUCAAGUCAAAUUGAGGAGACCAGAGAAUGGGAGUCAGGCCUAUUUCAGUGUACAAAUGACCUUACUAGUUGUUUCUUGUCACUGUUUUGUCCAUGCCCAUAUUUAUGCUAUUUAUAUUCAUAUGCCAAUGAACCGUGUUGGUUGCCUUGUAUUGGCGCUGGAACUGGUCCACUUAGAAUGCGACAACGUUUUAGGCAUAAAAUUAAAGGUUCAAUAACUAAUGACUUUUUAUUAUCAUGCAUAUGUACACAAUGUGUUAUGUGUCAAUUAAAAAGAGAUAUGGAUUAUGUCAUUAAAAAUGAUGGAGAUGUUUAA
Molecule: messenger RNA, 348 nt
Organism: Schistosoma intercalatum
Lineage: Eukaryota; Metazoa; Platyhelminthes; Trematoda; Strigeidida; Schistosomatidae
Source: the annotation of a GenBank genome assembly